Dreissena polymorpha is the source of this 7300-nucleotide messenger RNA. RefSeq names its product activating transcription factor 7-interacting protein 1-like. Lineage: Eukaryota; Metazoa; Mollusca; Bivalvia; Myida; Dreissenidae. Gene Ontology annotation, molecular function: protein binding; transcription coregulator activity. The coding region runs from base 265 to 3864 and encodes 1199 amino acids. Gene Ontology annotation, biological process: regulation of DNA-templated transcription. Gene Ontology annotation, cellular component: transcription regulator complex; nucleus. The record is from RefSeq and is a predicted model, not a curated record. The transcript has 11 exons.
GGGAACUCUAGAAAUAUUAGAAAACGAAACAAACCAUUAAAAUAAAUAAAUCACUAGAAACACAUUCUUCACAAGAAGAUGAUCAAGAUCCUGCUGUUCAAACGUCCAAACGUCAUUUUGAAGCAGACGUCGAUUUAUGACGACAUUGACGUUCAUGCGAAAAUCAUUAUCGAUGGUACACUGCGCAUGCGCAUCACGGUCCUCGCCAUUUUGUUUGUUGUGCUUGGUUGUUCCGAGAGCAGCAACUAAAUAAAAUAGCGAGCGAUGGACUACGUGGAUGAGGGUAUUGCUUCUAAUGACAGCACACCGGACAUCAAUGUAAAGCCGGAAGUGACAGAGGUUUCUUCAUUUUUCAAAGACCUAAAGAACCUCAAUGGUCAGUGCGUAACUACAACGUGCGUUAGUAGCGCAGCAGACGGUUCUGAAUCUAAAAGUCUUCAAGAGGAUGAUGAUUUUAAGGGAUUAACUUCAGAUAAGGAUUGUGAAGAAACGCAUAAUUGUUCUUUACCGAAAACGGAGUCUGACCUUAGUGAGAUACGGUCUUCGCCGCCGUCAAAUGAUUCGGCAACUGCCGAUUUACAUUUAUCUAAAGAAGCCAUUGAUGGUGAAGUUGAAGAUUUACAUUUAUCUAAAGAAGCCAUUGAUGGGGAAGUUGAACACACUUAUGGUGGAAAUGAAGAUAUUCCUACGGAUUCCAGUGUAAAUCAUAUUCCUGAAAACAAAGAUUUGCUUACAAUUGACAUUGACACAAACGUCAUCGGACACAACUGUUUACCGAAUUCAAAUGGAACACAUGUUACACAUUUAAACAUUUCAAAGAUUUCAGAAAAUGGUCCGAAAGUCCCUUUUCGCAUUGAAGAAAUGCGAAACUCAUUGAAAAAUGUUUUAGACAAGUGUAAGCUGGUUUCAAAAACGAAACCCGGACAUAGUGAGCUUAGUAAAGAGGAAAUUGCAAUCUAUGACUCGAGCAUACAUCAUGAUAACAUAGAGAAAUGUGAUGUAAAAACACAUAAAAAUAUAGAACCAGCACCGAAAGUCAAAAAGAUAGAUUACACUGAUUCUGAGCUUGACGAUGAACUUCUUACGGCAGACGAUGAUGAUGGCAUUGCAAUGGUUAUAGGUAGUGACAAUGAAGAUGCAUUACUAGAUUUAUCAGGAGACAGUGAAGAUAAUAAUUGUUCUCUGUCCCAGGAAGAUGUUAAGGAUGACUUACUAAGUGAUGCAGACAUAUUCAAGAAAACAUGUUCUGAAGUUAGUAAAUCAGAAAGUGGUUUAGACAAAAAAGGUAGUGGCAAUGAAGAUGCAUUAAUAGAAUUAUCAGGAAACAGUGACGCUAAUAAUUAUUCUCUCAGCCAGGACAAUGUAAAGGAAUUCUUGGUAAAUGACAAAGACAUAAAAAAUGCGUGCUCUGAAGUAAGGAAAUCAGAAAGUGGUGUAGAAGUUAUUGAUGUAUCUAAGAAUAAAUUAAUUAAUGAUAAAUUCAAUGAAGAAAGCCUUACUAGCUCAAAUGUUACUAAUCUAAAUAUUAAAUGCAGUGAAACAUAUUUGGAUAAGGAUAAUUGUCAACAGUCAAAUGAAAGCAAUGCAAGUGAGGAAAAGUGUGGCCCAGGAUCUGUGUGUGAUAGCUCAGAUGAACUAAAUGAUACAAAACCAGAUGCCAUAGAAAUACAUUUGUCAGAAAAACAGUGGGCUGUAGAAACAAAUGAAGCUUGUACAAAAGUCAACAUGAUAGAAAAUAAUAAAAAUACUGAUACAACUUGUGAGGCCCAAAACAUAGAUAGUACUGAGAAUAAGUUUGUUCUUUCUGAAGAAGAUGAGGAUGAUGAUGUGAUUUUUGAAGGUGAAAGUAGACUAUCAACUGAUAACAAAGCAUUAAAUUGUUUGAAAGAUGUCUCUAAAACUAAUGACUCAAAGGAACAAAAAUUUAGUGAACUCCAAAAUGUUUCAGGCACUGAAAAUGUGCCAAACGGUGUAUUGACACACGAAGAAGACUUGCAUAAUCAAAGAUUUUCUAAAGAAGUUGUGUGCAAAAAUGGCCGAAUGGAUGCUGAUUCUAAUGUGAUUGAUGGAAAAGAAGUUAAAUCAAUAAAUGCUCCUUCAGAUAAAGAACCAGAAUUUGCUUUUGACAAUGAACUGUUGCAUAAGUCUUAUUCAAAUAUUGAAGAAGCUACUAGUUCGAUAGUUGAUCGUAAAAGACCUGCCAAUUUUGAAAAUUCACAAGAACAUUCAUAUAAAAGAUCAAAAUUAGAAAACGCUGAAGCACUUAGUGACAAGGCUAACAAUUUAGGAAAUCUCAGCCAAAAUCUAGGUACUCAUAAUGAGCCAGUUGAAGUUUCAGACUCAGAUAAUGAAGAAACUGGUGAUGAGUUGACUACAGAUACAGCUCAGGAAUCAGAUGUAGAAAUGGCUACUAGCAAAAAACUUAUAACUAUGACUGAAGAGGAGUUGGAUAAGCUAGUCCGUGAAAAGGUGAAAGCUUAUAUGUUGUCUGAAGAGAAGACUCUAGUUGGAAAACUUACAGCCAAGGUGAAAGAACUUCAGCAGAACAAUGACCAGUGGAAGCGCAAGGUCAAGGACUUACAGGUCAAGGUCAACGAUGUUACCAUUGUGCAGCAAAAAAUGGAGAAAAGGAAGGCAGCAACAGCAGCACUUAGACAAAUAACUACAAGGAAUGUGGCGGUUCAAGUGGAAGAUGGAAAGACUGCCUAUGCAAAGCCUUUGAAGCCUGUGACUCCUGCGACACAGCGGAUGCCCGCGCCCGGCUCCUCACCCCUCACAGGCCAGGGAACCAUACGUCUACCCAUUCCCAACUCUGCACUGGCCAAGCCUGUAGGCUCACUGGGACCCUCACCAUCAGCCAUGAUCAAUGUAUCCACUAAUAUAGACACACCCACUGUGAAGACUCUGUUAGACACUACGCGAGUGCAGCGCACUGUUGGGUCUGCACCACUCACCACCACAACCACCAGUUCCCAGGUGAUCAAUCUUGUGCAAUACCCAUCCAGUAUGCCGGUGAUACGACCAGCCAUCUCUCAGGGCUUAGUCUCUAUCCCCACACAGGCCACAUUGCUAGCACAGCCAUUGAGUAGCCCUGUGGGCAAUCCCACUUCCAAAGUUAUUGAUCUCACUGAUGACGAUGAUGGCUCAAAGUUACGUCUCGUUGCAUCCCAAGGACUCAUUACAUCACCCUUUGUUGCCCAGGGAAUAAGGCAGGUUCUUGCAUCACCUGGUACCCAGAUAGUUUCUCCUGUUGGACAACCGAUGUCUGGUUACCAGCUUUUGGUGGCGUCCACAACUGGUAUGAGGCAGACAAUGGCCUCCCACCUGACGACCACGUAUGUGACCACAGGGGGCCCUCCAGGCCUGGUGAGCCUACAACCUAUGGGUCAGGUCACCCAAGGAACUCUCAUGGCAAGGGCAGCCACUCCUGCAACACCCAACGUAGCUCCAUUGCUCAGGCUUGCUAGUAUGCCUACCCAUCCUGCGCCAUUCCCACCUCUGCCUAUCAACCAGCUAACUUUGGGUCUGAAGCUGCUGCCGCCCAAGCCCACUCUGAGGAUAUCUCGUGGUGGACAGGGUAUCGUGCUGUCAUGGAACAUGCAUCUGACCUCUGAUUUAGCUGUCAUUGCCUCGUACCAGUUGUUUGCCUACCAGGAGACUUCUGCCCCACCAACCCCCAACCUCUGGAAGAAGGUGGGGGAGGUGAAGGCACUGGCCCUGCCAAUGGCCUGCACUUUGACCCAGUUCCAGGUGGGCAACAAGUACCACUUUGCUGUGCGGGCCCUCGACGUGCAUCAGCGGGUUGGCAACUUCAGUGACCCGGGCUCCAUUCACCUCACAGCUGUUGCCCCCACAAGCAAGUAGGCCACAACAAGCAAGUGCUAGGCCACCUUAAUGCAAUUGCCCGUAGACCACAACAAGCAAGUUCUAGGCCACCUCAAUGCAAUUGCCCCCACAAGCAAGUAGACCACAACAAGCAAAUACUAGGCCACCUCAAUGCAAUUGCCCCCACAAGUAAGAAGGCCACAACAUGCAAGUACUAGGCCACCUCAAUGCAAGUGCAAAAGCAAGUUGGCCACAAUAAGUAAGUACUAGGCCACCUCAAUGCAAGUGCCCCUACAAGCAAGUAGGCCACAACAAGCAAGUACUAGGCCACCUCAAUGCAAGUGUCCUCACAAGCAAGUAGGACACAACAAGCAAGUAGGCCAUUUCACAGCUGUGGUCCUUGCAAAAAGUAGGCAAUUCCAGGCUAGCCUCAUGAAGUUCUACGUUUCUUUGUUUAUAUUAUCAGACUACUAAACUGUGAUUUUAUUAAUAAAACUUUUUAACUUACAAAAAUUCAAGGCCCUUAACAAGUGGAGAUGAAUUUUAAAAUGUACAUCGUCAAGAGCAUCAGUUGCAUUAUUGUUCAAUGUAUACAGUUCUAAGAUAACUAAUUGUAAGAAAAGUAGUAUUGAUACAUACAUGUAUAAAAAUUAGAAAUUCUGCUGUAUUAACAUUAUUUCUGAAUUCAUAUUUUAAGAAAAUGAUUGUUUCUGUAUCGUGCAAGUUAGUUACAGUUCUACCUAAUUUAGCAAACGUUUUCUUUUUUACCCUUUUCAUACUUACUUAAUAUUUCCAUAUGUUUAACCUAUGUUUUAUAACAACUAAUUCAGUAACAUAUGGCAUUUUAAAAAUGACUUUCACACAAAAAAACUGGGAUUUCGCUGGUCUUGGUUAAGUGCUUUGAGACAUAGUUUGACCUUGGUAUGCAUUUGGUAUUAUCUCAGGGACCUCAUUAAAUAUUAUGACAGAAAAUCAACUAUACACACAUUUUCUUUAUUUCAAAACAGUGUCAUAUAAGUUUGUAAAAUAAAUUGAUUUAGAGCAUCAAAAUCAUUCACUUAUUCAUGUUGAUGGUUUUGAUUUAUGUAGUCUUUGCCAUUGUACUUAUCAGUUAUCAAAUUAAUAUGUAUGCAGUCAUGCAUGCAACACGCCCAGUCUUGUCUUAAAGGAGCAGCCUAAACUGUUAAAUGUCUACUAAAUAUGGUUUUAAGACCUCUGAUGUUUCAAUCUAAAAGGCAGCCAUUUUGUCUCAAGGGGAACUGAUAUUUUAAUGUUGUGAUACUUGUAUUGUUUUAUGUGUAUAUAAUGUGAACAAUGAAUUUUAUGUGUAUAGAAAGAAUAUGUGUAAAAUGUGUUUGUGUUGUAAGGUAUUUUAUAGAUGUAUUUAUUUUGAAAAUGAAUGAUGACAUAUAUUGUAGUAGUUAGUGUGCGUUUAUACCAUGCCAACAUGGCUCUUCCCUUUCUUAUUUGUCAUUGUUCCCUUUCUUAUUUGUCAUCGUGGAAAUAGCAUACAAUUGUUCUCAUGUUUAAAACAAAAAAAUACCUGGAUGUCUCUUCCCAUUACUCAUGAAUAUUACAAAACAAAAUACAUGGAAGUUUUUCCAUUACUCAUGAAUAUUACAAAACAAAAUACAUGGAAGUUUUUCCAUUACUCAUGAAUAUUACAAAACAAAAUACAUGGAAGUUUUUCCAUUACUCAUGAAUAUUACAAAACAAAAUACAUGGAAGUUUUUCCAUUACUCAUGAAUAUUACAAAACAAAAUACAUGGAAGUUUUUUCCAUUACUCAUGAAUAUUACAAAACAAAAAAUACAUGGAGGUCUCUUCCCAUUACGCAUCAAUAUUACAGGUUUAAUUCUCUUGUAAUUAGAUAUUUAUAUUUUUAAUUAGUGGGUGCCAGUUAAUCUUUCCUAACCAUGAAAACGCUCAAGAGUAUGUUCACAUAUUUGUUGAUAAGUCUUGGCACUUGUAAAUAUUGAAAAUUGUGUUAUUGGUUGGAAUGCUAUGCUUAAAUACAGUAUUGAAUAAUCUACAAAUUAUAAAAAAGUUUUGUUAAUAGGAAUAAACUAUCCCAAAGGUAAUAGCUGGUAUGAAACAUCCCACCGUUGUUUUAAUGAUUAUUCAACAGGUAAAAAUUAUUGUAACCUCUGAUUCAUAGUAAAUUUCAAAAUUCACAGCUUAUGCAUUUAAAUAUUUAAAGAGCUUCCUAUUGUGUUUGUUAUUGAUUGAGUGCUCAUCAAACAUUAACAUUGCAAUGCACUCAGUCUGGGACCUUAAAUCUGACAGGUAAUACUGUGAUUACCGGUGUAUGUAUGAAGUCAGCUUAAGCAAGCUAAAAUCAAUACACUUAAGUCUCUCUAUAUAUAUAUGCUGUGAACAGAUCACGACAGCUCAUAACUUCCUCCUUAUGUAGCUCUAAUUUUAGUGUACUUUGGCCUCCAAAGUGUUAUCCAUUUGUGGUGCAGAUUGUCAGUCUGUACACUACGCUCAAAACCCAGUGUUUCAGUUUAAGAGGUGCGUAACACAAAAAAAUGGUGUGACCAAGUCUUGGAAUGCUGAUAAUUUUUCAUGUUUACGAGAACCACGUAGGAAAGAAAUACAUUUAAAAAACAAAAUUUAUAGAUAUUUGAUUCCAACCUGAUAUUUGAUCCCAACCUGUUAACUUCGCUUGAACUGUUUUGCACUAUUGGUAUGCCUAUAUGCGCGUGUGCACAUUUCAAUAUCUUUUGUACUUCUGUCCUUUUGUUAGCAAUGCAACCUGGUAUUCGUUUUACAGUAGUAACCAUAAUACGGUGCUGCACAAGUAACACAACUUGUUCAAUUUAAUUAAAAGUGUCUAUUUGUUUUAAUAAAUUGUUCACUGUUGGAAGAAUCAUUCAUCCCAAACUAAUAUAAAUUAUUUCCAAAACAAAAACGUCCACAAUACAUGAAUAAUUUUCUUUUUUUAAAGUUGUCUGCUUUUGAAAGUAGAUAUGUUUUCAAAUGUUCUUUCAUCAUGUUAAGUUGCCACUAAUUUCAAUAGUUGUAACAUGUUUUGUAAUUUAGAUAACAUGCUGUAAUGAUUUUUAUCAUUGCUGUAUUAUUAUUUUAUUGUCGUUAUUCAUAUCAUUAUUCGAAAGAAUAAAUCUGGAUAUUUUUAAUACCGGUAUUUGUGUUGUUUUUUAAUUAGCAAUUCCGAUUUAAUUGUAAUGGUACAUUUUCCAACUACCGUCUCAAAUGCAGUGACUGGGUCUUUAUCAAAUUUAUUUUUGUAUUGCUUGAUUGUUUAUUUUAUUGUUAGUCGUAUCCUUUCUAAUCCUAAUUGCGGAUCUUCUGCAACAAAACAAUUAAAUGGCCACACCACGUAUCUGUCACUUUACUGUUUAUUGAUAGAUGUUCGGCCACACAUUACAUUGUGUAUACAUGUUCUUAUAAUGUGAACUCAAUUAUGUGAACAAAUUAUUAUUUGGAAAUAAAAAACAUAUUAUAUACGUUAA